AUGAGCUUGGAGGAGGACUUGGCGAAGAAGAAGGCUAUUGCUUGGGGUUUACUCCACUCUAAAGUCCCAGAGCUCACUCCUUUGCCCUUCUUCACGGAGAAAUUCGCGUGGGCCACAAAUUUACGUAGAAAAGAUCAGAGAUCAAUGGACAUGGAGUGGUUGUGCUGGUUUGCAUUUCUGUCGAUGAUUAUCGGCAUGACCUGCAGCCAUGCAGGCAACGUGACAUACGAUGGAAGGGCUUUGAUCAUCGAUGGACAACACAGGAUCCUCUUCUCUGGCUCAAUCCACUAUACUCGUAGCACUCCUGAGAUGUGGCCAUCUUUAAUAGCCAAGGCCAAAGAAGGGGGGCUAGACGUCAUUGACACCUACGUUUUUUGGAACCUUCAUGAGCCCCAUUUUGGACAGUUUGAUUUCAGUGGAAGGCUUGACAUAUUAAGGUUCAUCAAGGAAGUCCAAGCACAGGGACUAUAUGUGUGCCUUAGGAUUGGACCUUUCAUUCAGGCUGAAUGGAAUUAUGGGGGUCUGCCAAUUUGGUUGCGUGAUGUCCCUGGCAUCGUUUUUCGAUCUGAUAAUGAACCAUUCAAGUAUCACAUGGCGAAUUUUGUAACGAAGAUAGUAAACAUGCUGAAACUGGAAAGCUUAUAUGCUUCUCAAGGAGGGCCAAUUAUUCUCUCACAGAUUGAAAAUGAGUAUGGAAGGAUAGAAAGAACUUUUCAUGAGGAAGGUCUGCGUUAUGUUCGUUGGGCUGCAAACAUGACUGUGGAGCUUCAAACUGGUGUGCCUUGGGUGAUGUGUCAGCAAAACGAUGCUCCUGAUCCAGUGAUCAAUGCAUGCAAUGGGUUGAGAUGUGGAGAAACAUUUGCAGGCCCCAACUCGCCAAAUAAGCCAGCAAUAUGGACAGAGAAUUGGACAAGCUUUUAUCAAGUAUAUGGAGGCGAACCAUACAUGAGAUCAGCAGAAGACCUAGCAUUUCAUGUUGCACUGUUCAUUGCAAAGUCAGGAAGCUUUGUUAAUUACUAUAUGUAUCAUGGAGGAACCAAUUUUGGAAGAACGGCUGCUGCAUAUAUGCUGACGAGUUAUUAUGAUCAAGCCCCCCUGGAUGAGUAUGGUUUUAUCAGCCAACCAAAGUGGGGUCAUCUCAAGGAAUUACAUGCUGCUAUAAAGUUGUGCUUAAAGCCUCUACUUUCAGGAGUAAAUUCUACUUUCCCUUUGGGCCAACUACAAGAAGCCUAUGUUUUUAAGGGAAAAUCAGAAGAAUGUGCUGCCUUUCUUGUAAACAAUGACAAGAGAAGCAAUGCUACAGUUAUUUUUGAGAAUUCUUCAUAUGAAUUGCCUCCAGUUUCAAUUAGCAUCCUACCAGACUGCAAAAUCGAAGCCUUCAACACUGCAAAGAUAAGCACAGAAUAUGGGACAAGAUCAAUAAAAUCGGGCCGAAAGUUUGAUUCACCUGAUAUAUGGGAAGAAUAUAAGGAAGCCAUCCCCAACUUUGACGACACUUCAUUGACAACAAACAUAUUACUGGAGCAGAUGAGUACAACUAAAGAUACAUCUGAUUAUCUUUGGUACACUUUCAGGUUUCAGCAUGAUUCUGGUUACAAUGGAGCUGUACUCAAUGUGAACUCCCUUGGACAUGUUUUGCAUGGUUUCAUAAAUGGAAAAUUUGUAGGAUCUGAGCAUGGAAAACACGACAAUAAAAACUUCUCCCUAAAGAAAAAUGUUUCUUUAAAUAAUGGGACAAACAAUGUCUCUUUGCUCAGCGUAAUGGUUGGAUUACCGGAUUCGGGAGCAUAUCUUGAGAGUAGAUUUACUGGAUUACGUAGAGUGAGCAUUCAAGACAAAGAUGAUUUCAAUGAUUUCACCAACUAUUCAUGGGGAUAUCAGGUUGGCUUGUUGGGAGAGAAAUUACAAAUUUACAAGGAACCUGGUGCAAGGAAUGUUCAAUGGAGUAGGUUUGGGAACUCUAUUCAUCAACCACUUACAUGGUAUAAGACUCUAUUUGAUGCACCUGCAGGAGAAGAACCUGUUGCUUUAAAUCUUGGUUCCAUGGGAAAGGGAGAAGCUUGGGUUAAUGGACAAAGUAUUGGGCGAUAUUGGGUCUCAUUUCUUACCUCUAAAGGGAGUCCUUCACAAACAUGGUACAAUGUACCUCGGAACUUCCUCAAGCCUAAAGGAAACCUAUUAGUUCUAUUUGAAGAAGAAGAAAAGGGAAACCCACUUGAUGUUUCAAUAGACACUGUUUCAAUAGUUAAAGUAUGUGGAAAUGUGGCUACUUCACAUCCACCCCCAGUGAUUUCAUGGGUGGUGGAACAAAGCAAAACUAUAACAAAACAUGACAGAAGGCCAGAACUACAGCUUCGCUGUCCUCCAGAAAGCAGCAUUUCCAGGAUCUUAUUUGCAACUUUUGGAACCCCUUCUGGUGACUGUGAAAGCUACACAAUAGGAAGUUGUCACUCUUCUAAUUCAAGUGCUGUUGUAGAAAAGGCCUGUAUUGGGAGGAGGACAUGUACCAUCCCCGUGUCAAGCACAACUUUUGGUGGUGAUCCUUGUCCAGGUGUCCAUAAAGCUCUCCUGGUUGAUGCAGAAUGUGCAUGA
Molecule: messenger RNA, 2592 nt
Organism: Juglans regia (Persian walnut)
Lineage: Eukaryota; Viridiplantae; Streptophyta; Magnoliopsida; Fagales; Juglandaceae
Product: beta-galactosidase 16-like
Exons: 20
Coding region: 1-2592 (863 amino acids)
Biological process (GO): carbohydrate metabolic process
Cellular component (GO): cell wall; vacuole
Molecular function (GO): carbohydrate binding; beta-galactosidase activity
Source: RefSeq, a predicted model, not a curated record